Molecule: messenger RNA, 844 nt
Organism: Galendromus occidentalis (western predatory mite)
Lineage: Eukaryota; Metazoa; Arthropoda; Arachnida; Mesostigmata; Phytoseiidae
Product: sarcoplasmic calcium-binding proteins I, III, and IV
Exons: 4
Coding region: 60-674 (204 amino acids)
Molecular function (GO): calcium ion binding
Source: RefSeq, a predicted model, not a curated record
UUUCGCUCGUUCAUCCCGUAGUUCGUGCGAUUGUUCUCUGUGAAUCAGUUUCAAGCAGGAUGUCGGAAUUAUUCAGACAUAGGCAUUUGUACUUGUUCCACAAUUUCUGGGAUCAGAACAAAGAUGGCAUCUUGUCCUGGGAAGAUUUCAACACACUGGCGGAAUACUACACCAUGGUUCAAAGGAAGGGGAAGCUAGAGAAGGAUGUCUACGAGCGAUGGAAGUCCAUUCUCGAGAAGUGGUGGAAUGAACUCACCAUGCACGCCGAUUACAACAAGGAUACCGUGGUCGAAUUCGAUGAAUGGAUCCGAUUCUUCAAGACCAUGGGCGAGACCACGAAGGAGUUCAAGGAAUUGCCGGAUUUUCUGCAGAAGUACACUCAUCUACUAUUCAUGAUCAUGGAUGCCAACAAGGAUGGCCUAUUCUGCGUGAAGGAUUACAAAAAGUACCUGAAAGGUCUUGGGUUGAGCGUCGAUCACGCCGACGAGCAGUUCGAAUCGAUGUUAGACGAGCUCGACAAAGCGAAUGAUAAAGCCAUGCCCAUUGAGAGCUUCCGGACCCGUGUUUACGAAUACUGGACCAAAGAUGAUCCGAACGUGAAGGGCAAAUUCAUGUUCGGACCCUUCCAAUCUGAGGAUCUGCAGGCAUUGGAGGCAAAAACCAAGAAGAAAUGAAGAAACCACGAUUGUUCCUAUCUGUAUAUUGGGUUCGCAGUCCAGACCAUCAGCUUACAGUCAUUCACUAGUCUAGAGGGAAAUUCCCAUCGUUCAUGAUGUCUUCAUAAUCAGUGGAAUAAAUCGAGCGCCUUAGAGUAUCUGAUCUCUGCUAAUAAUUCACUGAGACA